This is a messenger RNA of Toxorhynchites rutilus septentrionalis, 3339 nucleotides long. RefSeq lists its product as uncharacterized. NCBI's taxonomy places the organism in Eukaryota, Metazoa, Arthropoda, Insecta, Diptera, Culicidae. The record is from RefSeq and is a predicted model, not a curated record. The transcript has 3 exons. Bases 1 to 3339 code for a protein of 1112 amino acids. Gene Ontology annotation, molecular function: nucleic acid binding.
AUGCCGUUACCACAACCACCGGUGCCACCAGGCAGCAACAUGGAUCAACCGUUCAAGGAAACGAUCUUACAACUGCUUUCCAACCAACAGGCACUAAUGACCCAGUUGGCGGAUCAGAUGGCAAACAUUCAAGGGAAUGUCCAGAACACCAACCAGAAUGAGCUAGUGCUAGAUUCCUUAGCGAGUAAUAUUACCGAGUUUGCUUACGAUCUAGAGAAAGACUGCUCGUUCGAGUCAUGGUUCAGCAGAUAUGCGGAUCUGUUCGAGAAAGACGCUUCCAAACUAGACGACGGCGCGAAGGUACGGCUAUUGCUUCGCAAGCUCAACCCGGCAGCACACGAAAGGUACAGUUCAUUCAUUCUUCCCAAGCUCUCAAAGGAAUUCACCUUCGAGGAGACGAUUGCCAAGUUGAAAACCAUUUUCGGCAGUCCGGUUUCCACUUUUCAUCGCCGAGUCAAUCGAGCAUGUGUGGAUUUCAAGCUGCAGGAGCUAAAAGAGGAUCAGUUUAAGGCACUAAUUUAUGUGUGCGGGUUGAAAUCAGCAAAGGACGCGGACAUCCGGAUGCGCCUGCUGUCAAAAAUCAACGAGACACAGGACAUCACGCUGGAGAAGAUAGUGGAGGAGUGCAUGAUCAAUUUGAAGAAAGACACUUCGCUGAUCGGACGUCAGGUUGCCUCCACUGCUACGACUGUUGCUACGCAAGCUGUUCGAUCCAGUUCUCCCCAUCGUAACCAGCACAAGAAGAAGUUUGGUGGUAACAAAUCCGACACACCGAAGACACCGUGUUGGUCCUGCGGUGGAAUGCAUUUUUCCAGCGAAUGCAGCUUUAAGACACACAAGUGCCGUGAUUGUGGUCGUACCGGCCAUAAAGAGGGGUACUGUUCCUGUUUUACAUUCAAGUCCGGUUCGAAAUCGUCCAAGGGGAAGCAGAAAAACAACAAAUACCACGCAGCCAGGAUUGUAACUGUCAAUAACGUCUCACGAAGUCGGCGCUACGUGGAGACAGCGAUAAACGGAGUUCCAAUAAAAAUGCAGCUGGAUUCGGGCUCAGACAUAACCAUCAUAUCCAGGCAGAACUGGAUCAAUGUCGGGGCACCACGGACGUCCCCGCCGGACUGUCAAGUACAAACAGCUUCCGGGGACAGACUAAGCAUCGAGGCUAUGUUCCGAGCUACCUAUACCAUUGGCGAAACCCACAAGGAAGGCUCAGAUCUAAUGGAUGAGUUUGGGCUCUGGGAUGUACCGUUUUCGUCAUUCUGCAAGCUGGUUGGUAGUCAACAACCAGACCAGCUGGUACUCGAACUAAAGGCCGAAUUCCCCGAUGUGUUCACCAAUCGCAUGGGACUCUGCACUAAAACACAAGUGCAUUUCAACCUUAAGUCAGACGCUCAGCCGGUAUUCAAGCCCAAGCGGCCAGUUUCGUACAACAUGGAGGCCGUAGUUGAUGACGAGUUGAAGCGGCUUGAAGAUUUAGGCAUCAUCACACCAGUGACCUAUGCAGAUUGGGCAGCUCCCAUCGUAGUGGUCCGCAAGCCAGAUCGGUCAGUGCGAAUUUGUGCGGAUUUUUCUACUGGUUUAAAUAGCGCACUUGAAACGAACAGCUAUCCACUUCCACUCCCGGAAGACAUAUUCAAACGAAUGGCGAAUUGUACGAUGUUUAGUCACAUCGAUUUGUCAGAUGCUUAUCUGCAAGUAGAGAUCGAUGAGGAAAGCAGGAAGUUCGCUACCAUUAACACCCACAAGGGGCUGUACCGUUUCAACAGACUUUCUCCCGGUAUAAAAUGUGCACCCGGUGCUUUCCAGCAGAUUAUGGAUGCCAUGCUCAGUGGAAUUCCUUGUACAUCUCCGUACCUCGACGAUAUUCUUGUCGGUGGUCGCACCGCCGAGGAGCACAAGCAGAACCUGUACCGUGUCUUGCAACGUCUACAAGAGUAUGGAUUCACGGUAAAGUUCGACAAGUGCAAAUUCUUCAUGCAUCAAGUAAAGUACUUGGGCCAGCUGUUGGACACCGAAGGCAUUCGUCCGGACCCGGAUAAGGUGAAGGCAAUCGUCAAUAUGCCUCCUCCUCACGACGUUCCCACACUUCGAUCCUACUUGGGUGCGAUAAAUUAUUAUGGGAAGUACAUCCGAGAAAUGCGUACCCUACGUCAACCGCUGGAUGAGUUGCUCAAAGAGGGUACCAGCUACCAGUGGUCCAAUGUCUGUCAACGUUCUUUUGACCGAUUCAAGGAAAUUCUCCAGUCUCCGCUUAUGCUAACGCACUAUAAUCCUCGACUACAAAUAGUUGUAUCAGCAGAUGCAUCGAAUGUGGGCAUUGGUGCUCGCAUUGCACAUCGUUUUCCUGAUGGAUCAGAGAAGGCAAUCUAUCACGCAUCCCGAAGUCUGACGCCAGCGGAGUCCCGCUAUAGCCAGAUCGAGAAGGAAGCCCUGGGUCUGGUAUACGCCGUUACAAAAUUUCACCGAAUGAUCUAUGGGAGACAGUUUGUUCUACAGACCGAUCACAAACCACUCCUAGCGAUUUUUGGAUCAAAGCGUGGGAUUCCUCCGUACACAGCCAACCGUCUUCAAAGGUGGGCCCUCACUAUGCUUCUGUACGACUUCCGCAUCGAAUAUGUUUCCACGGAUCACUUCGGGCAUGCAGACAUCCUUUCUCGUCUAAUCAACUCACACAUCAAACCAGACGAGGACUACAUAAUCGCGUCGCUGGAAGUCGAAAGUGUCAUCUGCAACAUUGUCUGCCACUCUAUCGAAUAUCUUCCCAUCUCUUACAAAACGAUAGCGGACGAUACCUGUGAGGAUCAGACUCUGCAGAAGGUCAUGGAGUUUGUGCAAAAGGGUUGGCCAUCUGAAGUUAAGUCUCUCUCCGGAACACCGGAGGUCCAGCAGUUCUUCGCUCGUAGAGAUUCACUGUACGUCGCUCACAAAGUCCUGAUGUACAGUGACCGGAUUGUAGUCCCGAAGAAAUUGCAGCAGAAGGUACUUCAGCAACUGCACAGAGGGCACCCAGGCAUCGAUCGGAUGCGUUCACUGGCCCGGAAUUUUGUUUAUUGGCCAAACAUUGAUGAUCAAAUCACCGCGCUAGUUCGUGCUUGUCAGGAGUGUGCCUCGGUCGCAAAAGCAGACACCAAGACGAAACUCGAGUCGUGGCCGACGUCUGAAAAACCGUGGCAGAGAGUUCACGCAGAUUUUGCUGGUCCCAUCAACGACACAUACUUUCUACUAGUGGUGGAUUCAUUCUCCAAGUGGCCGGAGAUUAUUCCGACCAAACACAUCACCACCACUGCAACAGUGUCGAGUCUUCGGGAGAUUCGGUAUGCCGGAAGUACUGGUAACCGAUAA